AUGUCUGUGUCACUCAAGGUCCUCGAGCAUGAAAUUUACACGAUUACUCCAAUUAAAGUAUUGGGACCCGUCAGUUUUGCACCUUUGGGUCUCAUUGACAUGUUCAACUCUGGUGGAGCAAUAGAAGGACUCAAGUAUGAAGUUAAGACCGGUUCACAGUCAUCUGAAGAAAUACCCGAGAACUUGAGCAUAGGAUUGGUUGUAUUAGUGUCGAUAAAGGUAAAAGGCUGUGGGCGUUUUGGUGCCUACUCAUCGGCUAAGCCUAGUAAGUGCAAGGUGGGAAUAUCUGAGGUCGACUUUGCAUAUGAAUUAGCCUCUGGUUUGAUAACACUGAACCUCGAUGAUAUGCCUCCCGAGGAUCAAAAAGUUCACAACGUUGAGAUUGAGUUAUGA
Messenger RNA from Fraxinus pennsylvanica, 393 nucleotides. The record is from the annotation of a GenBank genome assembly. Lineage: Eukaryota; Viridiplantae; Streptophyta; Magnoliopsida; Lamiales; Oleaceae.